This is a messenger RNA of Penicillium cataractarum, 2481 nucleotides long. RefSeq lists its product as uncharacterized. The transcript has a single exon. The coding region runs from base 1 to 2481 and encodes 826 amino acids. The record is from RefSeq and is a predicted model, not a curated record. Gene Ontology annotation, molecular function: protein binding. NCBI's taxonomy places the organism in Eukaryota, Fungi, Ascomycota, Eurotiomycetes, Eurotiales, Aspergillaceae.
AUGAUAUCGCGUGGCUGCACGUGUCUAAGAAGGCCUUUGUCUGCCGCCUUAGAUACCAUCGCGGCUGGCCCCGAUGAACCACUGCUUUUCCUUUACCCCCGAUGGGCCGCGUCGGCCGUUCGACGAAGACGUCCAAUCUCAUCCUUGACCCGUGCUUCAGUCGCAUCGAAGAAUGGGAAGAAUGCUAGCUUUCCUCCCCAUGCAGAUGUCCGUUCAACCGCUUCAACAUUCGCACCGACCUGCCGGCACGCGAGCCGAUGGAUCUCCAACGAUACGAUCUCUACUCAGCUCGAUGGUGACUCCUAUGUCAAACUGCCCGGUGGUCACGCAGACGAUGUGAUUCAAGACAAUAAUGAAGGGAAGGACCCGGAAAAUGUUCUGGAUUCGCAAACUGCAAGCCAGUCCGUCUCGGCAUUGGAAGACCCAACGGCAUCCAGCACCACCAAGCUGAGUGGUGUCUGCGCCCGAGCGACAAAGAAACCAAAGGACCCAGCAUCAGAGGAGUCAGACUUGUGGCCGCUUACGCCGGGUUCGCGUAAUCGUGUCCCGAGGGGCCUGUGGGAAAGGAAUUUGUCGCCACGGAAUCGGAAGCAGGUUCGAUACGGUGAAUUCACCCUCGAAAGGCAAAAAAGCGAAGGAAAAUUAAUCACAAAUCCAAAAUCCUGGAUGGACUUGCGAGAUAUGUUGCUGAAGGCGCAGCGGCAGAGCAAAAACACCACUCGGAGGGGCACAAAAUAUAAAGAACUGUUCAUCCCCGAGGAAACCAUCGCCCUCCUGUCUGGAGCCACAACGCCAGGCAAAGCUAUGGAGGAGAACAUUUGGCAUCUUCCAGUUCGCCAUGGAUGCCUGGUACACGUUCUACCUCCCGAGAAGGGAAAUGGGCUUUGCCGCAAGGUUGUCUUAGUGGGCUCGGAAGGCACCCUUGAACUUGUUGAGGAUAGCAUUAAGCGGCAGCAAGAUCUGCAAGCCAGUGGGGACCCCCUUGUCGAAGUCCAAAAAGCGCCAGUGCCUAUCGUUGCUUCGAUACAAAAGCUACGGCAGCUAAAUCGUCCAGUGCCAUUGAUCCGUGGAACUUGGACGACGCCUUCGGACGACCAAGAGCCAGUCUACAUGAGUAUAUUGCUCGGAGGCGGUCCAUCAUUUGCGUCAGUCAAGGAAUUUGCGGACCAUGUUGAAGAUGUGGUCAAUUCGCAACCGCGGAACCCCUUCAAGGCGGCCAGGGAGGAUGAACGUAGUGACAUUCCCUAUGCCGGGCGGGCUGCGACUUACCUCUCGCGGUUGUUUUCCCGCGAUUCGAACCGCAAAUUUUUCUCCACUGCUGCUUUGAAUAGUGCGUUAAGAUAUCUCUACAAGUACGAACGUCUCAGUGUUGCUCGAACCGUGUUCAGCGAAGCAGAGCAUCUCGCGACGGUAGACUCAUAUAACAUUUUGCUGCAAUCUGCGGCCUUACGCCAGGACAGGCGAAUGUUCGAGUUCUUCUUGGAGGCAAUGGCUCAAAGGCGCAUUCGCCCCAACGCGGGAACUUGGUUGGCGUUGUUGCAGGGCAUGCUCACGCAAAAGACCAAGGCCAUGAUCAUCAAGGAUAUGGCCAAGAAGGGAUAUAUGAAAGAUAUCAACGCUAUUCGCAGUGCGCUUCAGUCGACAAUUUCGGAUUCCUUUUUUGUUCACCUGGAAAGCGGACGGGAUGUGCACAGCUUCUUCGAUCUCAUGAUCAAGACACAUGGAGCGGAUUGGUUCACUGCUUCGUUACUCAGCCAGAUGUUCAACGUGACUUCACGCCUGAAAAAUCGCGUUGCCAUGCAGGAGCUGCUCGAUAUCUGCAUUGAAUAUCAUCUUGACAUGAAUAGCGCUUGUCUCAUGCAAGUUCUGGAUAUGGUUGAGGAUGACAUCUUCACUGCCCUUGAAUACACGUUCAAGAUUAUGAAACGGCUCUCAUUCACACUUGAAGGCCAUGCUCUGGAAAAGCUUUUCUUCAUCGCCUACAAGGGCUGCCACUACAACAUUUGUCGCGUAUUGUGGCAUUACGCGUGUAUGGAGGAUGCUGGGACCCAUCACAUGCGAGCGGUCGUCCUGGAUUCUCUUGUUCGCAACGUGUCCUUGAGAACAUCCUCCGACGAUGUUAGAAAGAUCUGGCACGUCUGUGCUGGCAAGGUGAUUAUUCGCCGUAAUUCGCGAGCCAAAUUCAGGAUCAGCCAGGAACACCUCGACCAACUCCCUCCUGAAUUUCACCACAACCCUUUUCUCUACUUGGUAUCUGGCUACAAGGCCGGUCCUGAUCGAGCACUCCAACUUCAACUAGCCAAGGCCUAUAUGCACCGUGACAUUCUCACCGAGGCUUUUCCCAAAUACUCUCUGCCUCUGAUGUUGGAGGCCGCCGCUACUAUGGAUCAGGAGUGGGCAGGUAAACCCUGGCCUUUAGCAUGGAUGCUCCAGAAUUCCAUUGGAAUUCCGACCACGAGGAAGUUCGAAGGUUUACAAUGA